Molecule: messenger RNA, 5048 nt
Organism: Stereum hirsutum FP-91666 SS1
Lineage: Eukaryota; Fungi; Basidiomycota; Agaricomycetes; Russulales; Stereaceae
Exons: 8
Coding region: 93-5048 (1651 amino acids)
Biological process (GO): intracellular signal transduction; positive regulation of autophagy; negative regulation of TORC1 signaling
Cellular component (GO): GATOR1 complex
Molecular function (GO): GTPase activator activity
Source: RefSeq, a predicted model, not a curated record
CUCGUGUUCGACAUCGACGCGUCUGGUAGACCCGCCAAACUUCUUCGCCGACUUUGUCUUCAAUGUUAUUCUGAACAAUACUGGGAUAAACCAUGUCUGUCUCUCGUGCAGAGUCUCAAUAUGGCCGUCGGAGGUCCAAUACUGCUCAGUCUCUGUUCAGGCCUCCACCCCAAACUACCCCGCUGAAAGUCGGCGAUUCUACGGUUCUUAGCACUUGGGUACAUGAGAAAGAGUCUUCCAACGUUCUACUCAAUAGGUCGUACUGGCCAGGAGUCUCAGAGGGAGAGCUUCUCCGAAUCACAUACGCGAACGCGGAGGAAAAAAGGGAUGGAUUCUUGUUCCUCGUUCCGAACGAGGAUAGUUCAGCGAAAGCGCAACUCCAGAUAUCCCUGCCCAAGACAGUCGCAGACGCUUUCGGCAUUCGGAACAACGGCGAGGUCACAGUGACCAAAGUUGACAAGAUACUAUGUUCUGCUGACUUUGUCGAAUUCACUUUCCAAGACCAAUAUCUCGGUCGGAACGACAUGUGGAGGUUGGGAGAGCAGCUCGUUGGGCAGUGUGUUCAUGUGGAUCAGCAGGUGCCGUUCUUGGGCUCAAUGGUGGCGAAGGUGACCGCUAUCUAUAUUGGUGGCGAGAAGGUCUCGAGCGCCUAUGUCACUUCGACGACCAAAACGAUUUAUCGCUCGCUCACUGCCCGAGUCACUAUCUUCAUUCAAGUCUGUCGUGAGCUUUGGGAAUUCGCUGCAGACGGAGAACGCUUCAACGAGAAGAUCGUACACUCAUUCCUGCCUGCGCUCUUUGGCAGAUGGAAAGACGCUGGCGCAAAUCAUACGGUCACCAUCGUCCUGAUCUCUCGCGUCUUCUAUGACCGUACAGAAAUCGAUUAUGCCGAGGGACCUCUCCGUCAAGACGAGGACAGUCGCUGGUACAAGGACUUCUACAAAGUCAUCACCGACCUCGAGGUGAUCUACAACUGGCAAUCCACCCUCGUCAGCCUCAAAGAUUCCUUCUGGGCAUUUCAACGCGAUAUUCUCCUGGCGCACCAUUACCACCGCGCGAACCUCGCAUCUGCCUCUUCAACCACCGCGCACAUCAAUUACAAGGAACCUCAAGAAGCCCGGCUAGUAGGCCGGCUUUCUUUCGCACACGACGGCCCCUUCCUCGAAGCCCUCAAUAUGGGCCUCAAUCCCACCGAAACGCAUUAUAUCGACCGUUCUCUCUCGCUCACCGGCUCCUCCACCAUCGUUAUUACUCCAGGCACAGGCUUCUACCGUGUCUCGAAGCAGCUCCUUCGCCUCACCACCACUCGUAUCCUCGAUCAGGGCUUCGGCGUUGAUCUGGUGUCACUCGCUAAACCGCCCCUGCAUAGAACGCCGGUGUUCUCGUUUCACGGAGUAGAUCCAGAGCUCUUUAGGAGCGAGAAGGUGAGUAGGUAUGGCGCGAGGGCGUUCGAUCCGUUGUGGGGUGGUGAUGAUGGACCGGCCGACUGUGUCGGGAAGGAGAAGAGGACGUUUUGGUGGGAGCCGUUCUGGAUUACCAUGAACUUUUGGGAUAAGCAGAUGGACUUGCCGUUGAGGCAGGACAGAUUUGUCCCGCGGGCCAAAAUGCACGAGAUCCAGAUGCUAGGCCUACUUGAUUUUGACGUACUGUCGAGCAUCGACUUACCCUACCUCCCGGAACAAUUCGACUCCAUCCUUAGCCCUGUCCAAGAAGAUUCCGAAAACGCAGACCCUGCUUACGCCAAGAUCGAGGCCGAUAGGUUCGACUCGGAAAUAUUCGCGGUCAGACGAGAGGCUAGGGAACACAGGUCCUCCAUCGCCAGUCGCGGCUCGUCCGGUGGCACCGCUUCGAGCUCUAGUACCUACGUGGCGUCGUCAAUCAGGAGCACGUCGGAGAAGAGGCCCGCAGCUGCGCAUCGAAACUCCAAUGCCUCGUCAAGGAUUCCGCCCAUCGCGGAAAGUCCGAGAAUUGGUGGCAAGGAGAUCAUCAAUGAUUUGGACGAAAUGGCCUCGGAUAGGGAUAGCAAGCGACUUUCGGUCAACUUCUCGUCUAGUUCUGGGUUGAGUACCUCGCCAGCACAGUCGUCUAUACGGUCGGUGCGGUCGACGCGCUCGAACAGAUCAGUUUCCUCCGCUGCAUCGGCAGGUGUCACUCCUGAGCGUCGGUCGUCGUCGAGAGGAAGUACGCCUUCACGACCGUCCUUGAUGUCCAAAUUUACGUCUUCGUGGUCGUUCAAUCCCUUCAGGAGUGGCCCAAGCGAGCCGGAAACGUCGAAUGUCUCUGCCUCUGGAGUGUCUACUCCCGUGAAGCAGACCCAAACACCAACCCGACCAAUCACUCUCCUGAUCCCAUCUACCGCCACACCGGCUCCUACCUCCAUCUCCACUUCUACCGUCUCCACUGCCGAGACAUCUCGCACCCCCAAACCAGUGGCCAUAAAGAAAUCUUCGCUCAGCACUCGCUCACGCACAUAUGACGAUCCAGAUGCCAUCCUCAUCCAUCGUGGCUCUCUCGGUCGAUACUCCGGCUCACCACAGAACACACCACCACGGGACGACUCCCAUAUGCAUUCCCGUCGCAGCACAGCUCUCACCUCUGUAUCCUUCCCUUACAAUGCAGCCUCAACAUCCUCCUCUUACACCCAGAGCUCGCAGCAUCCCAACCCUUCUGCACCUCGAACGUCGGUCGCGUACAGCCAAGCUGCUCUCGCCCGGCGCUGGCAGCACAUGUUCCCACAACCGAUGUACAAGCAGGACGUCAAAUGGAAGUCGAUGGUCACUCCUGGCUGUCUACCGCUAACAACGGAACAGUUCCCUACUGCAAACGAACUAGAGACGAGCUAUGAUGUGUUCUCGUACGACUUCGUCGUCGAUCCGGAUACACAGAGUUUCUUGGUCAGGCAGCCCAGUAGCCCCAGCGGUGGGAAACAGUCGGGAGAUGAGGCGAGAAGAGCGUGUGCGCUUGUGGUCAUGAGGGGCAUGAUUGCGUUGAGGUUAGCACAGGGGUUUCAGUUCGUGUUGAGAGCGUCGAGUUCCACGGGCACGUCGACCCCAAUUCAUACCGCUACCGGUACUGGUACUGGUAGCGUCAGUGGUUCCUACUCCACCACAGCGAGCAACCAGGCCACCGCUGUCAUCGACCCGGAAUACGCCUCUGCAUCUCAACCGCACACCUCACACCGCUCAAAAUCGUACAUCUCAGACGAAGACAGGACACCGAAACCAGGCGGCGCGUCGGAGGCUCUGAAGUCGCAAGCGGAGCCGGUGUAUCUGAGCAUGAGCAACGAAAUACAUCGAAUUUCGUACAACGGGGAACAGAUACAGGUGAGGAGAUAUGUGAGAAGGAUGCCGCAUGCCGUGCCGUUUGAUUAUAAGUGUUUGAUUUGGCCGAAGUUGGGGGUUGGGUAUACGGAGUUGGAGACUUCGUUUACGGCCAGAGGGUUGGAAAGUUAUGGUUGGAACAGGCUGGAUAUGUUGGUGGCAGGAUAUGAAGACCAGUUCAACGAAUCAGUACGCUACUGGCGUACACGCUUCAUCGUCAUUCCUAGCAUGGACCCUCUGCCGCACAACACUGGCCCCGCAGGCGAGAAACUCAACGAUGAAGAGAUGCGUAUCCUCGGCAUCGAAAAGCUCGCGAACAUUUUCUCCGGCCUACGGUGGCAUCCUCCUUCGCAACAAAGCCAAAACAAGACCCUACCGCCCCUCCGUUUCCUCCCCACCGACCUUGGACCUUCUUCCUCUGUCCUCGAUGAACAUCUCAUGGCCCAACUCGACGAUAUCCAUGCCGCGGGCCCAUUGCGCAAGAAAAUGAAAUCGGAGAGGGAUAUUGCGGAUAUGACUCUUGCUCAGAUCGCCAAGGCGAUGAGGGAGGAAGGGGGGGUGCCGAUCAAGGAGCAUAGGUGGCAUAGGCAGCGGUAUGUGGAGAGCUUUAUUGGGUCGGAGUUUGUGAGUUGGAUGGUCAGGGAGUUUAGGGAUGUUUCGAGUAGGGAGCAGGGAACAGAAUGGGGGAUCAAAUUGCAGGAUAGGGGAUUGUUUGAGCAUUGUACGGGGAGGCACAGCUUUUUAGAUGGACAUUACUUCUAUCAGUUGAAAGGCGAAUAUGCGGCGGUGUCCACGCCAAGAAGACUAUGGUUCAGAGACCGAGCCUCAUUGAUACCAGAAAUGACUGAAGUUCAUCCGCGCUCUGGACACUACCCUUCCAGUCUCCCGAAGGUGGUGGCUAAGAAACAGAAGAAACAACUCAUCCUCAGUCAGCGCGUCGUUAUCGACCUCGACCCUCACAAGAAAUCAGACCAGGCUGAAUGUGUUGUUCUCCAUCACGAUAUAAUCCACAACCCAGCCACCGUUUUCCACUUUGAACUGCAUUGGAUCGGCACCACUGCACGCAUGAUCGAGGACGCCCUCCGAAUAUGGACGCGUACCAUCGAGCGCUACGGCCUCAAGCUCGUCGAAGCCUACGUCACCCAAAUAUCCGACAUCGCCACUACGAACCCUUUCCAGUCUUGCUUCCCCGUCAGACUGGCCGUUCCACCGCCCAUCGUGCUCGACCUCGCCUCAAGGGUGCCCGAGGGAACACACGUAGACCGAUACUUCGAAUACGCACUACUCAGAAAGUUCGACUUCGUCCUGGAUAUAGAAGCAUCGGGGCUCUAUCCGCCUCACAUCGACGCAAUAUAUUCGUACCGUCGCUCACCCUUCACUUACUCCCAAUUCGUUCAUCGCUCCGGCGUUGCUUUCGUGCAAGUCCUCGGUGGCGCGCAAGGUUUCCUUUUCUUGACAAAUAGGUUGAUGGGGCCAGGGAGGUUCGCUGGCAGUGCGGCGAAUCAUCCUAUGAACGAGAAACAGUUCAACAAGGAGAGGCCGGCCUUGGCGGCGGAGGAGCUGAGGAAGAGGUUACAUCAGUUUUGUAAAGAUAGGGAUGGAUUGAAUAGGUUUUGGGACGACGAGUUGGCGGCGCUGGGACCGCCGGGGAGUAAUGGAAGUGGGGCGGUAUCUGCGGGAGCAGGGCAGCAGGCCGUGUCGGAGGAACCACCGCCACUUGCGAUUUAG